Molecule: messenger RNA, 1779 nt
Organism: Hydractinia symbiolongicarpus
Lineage: Eukaryota; Metazoa; Cnidaria; Hydrozoa; Anthoathecata; Hydractiniidae
Exons: 3
Coding region: 745-1578 (277 amino acids)
Source: RefSeq, a predicted model, not a curated record
CACCGUAAAAUAUUUAAUAAAAAAGACAACUUUUAAUUAUUCUAAAAUCUUGUUCCAUUGUAUAUACUUUUUAUAAAUUUUCAUAGUUAUAAUUACAAAAAUAAUAUAGAAUAUAAAAGCGAACAUACAACACAAAUAGUGUCAUCAUCUGAUUAUUUUAAGAAAUAUAAUUUAGUGUGAAUAAUAAACAAAUAAUAUAAUCCAAGGAGGAGAGCAAUGGGUUUAGGGUUGUUCAUUCGUGACUCGCUUCACCAUAUUUUGGGGAAUGUUUUGGGUCUCUUUUUUUACAGGGAAAAGGGAGUGUUAAAUUAUAACUUUUUUAUAAUGUUAAGGAUGUUAAGUAUUAUUAGAUGAAAAGAGAUUAAAUAAAACAUAUAUUUUUGAUUUUUUACAAAGCCGACGAGUUUGGUGAAACGUCAAAGGAUAUGGUGUUGAUACGAGAAGAACCUUGUAUUAUUACAGUACACGUAAACAAAGUUGCACAUCCUUAAGAUAGGGGCCAUCCUUAUCUGUUAUUAGAAGUAAUAUGUGAUAACGCCCUUCGCACGCCAUCAAAACGAAGAUGGACAUCUCGUGAGAUAUUUCGUUUCUCUAUCUUUCGUUGUAUUUAAGCAAACCACAAAGUCGAGCCUUACGUACGCAAAUCUAUUUUAAAAAUUAAAAUGUAGCAUGGUAUUCAAAUAAAUAAAAACCAGACGCAGAUUUACAAGUAUUCGUCACUCGCUGCUUCACUGGGGAGAAAAGAUGAAGCUCGGAUUGUUCGAAAUAGCAGUUGCUGCAUUUCAAAUACUUUUUGUCCGGGGUGGUUAUUAUACUCAGGAUGAUGAAUUACCUGAUGGAGGUGUAACAAAGUAUUUGAAAAGAGAAACUAAAGUAAGCUGUUUGUUAAAAUGUGACAGAGAUAAGAAUUGUGACAACAUCAUGUUCAAGUUGGAAAAUAAAGAGGUAAGAAAUGGAGAGUGUUGGUUUGUGAAAAACAAUGCAACUGAUACAGCUGAAGACAUACAGAAAUUGAAAAAAGACAUAGCAAUUGAAGGCUAUAAGAAGACGCUACCCACAAAAGCUUCUUGUAAAUUUGGAUAUCGUGUCAUCACAAAUACUUCCAAAGAAAUGUGCAAAUGCAAAGGUGAAUGGAUUUUAUUGAAAAACUAUGUCUGCUUUGGCGCACGUGCAAACGAGUUUGGAACAUUUAAAAUACAACACGAUGCGGUUAUAAUUGCUAUAAAGUUGGUACAUGUCAGUGGAAAAGGUGUAAAAUGCUCAGAAGAGACACGUUUUACAAAAUGGGGUUGUGAUAUCUAUUAUCCCUUCAACGUAGAGAAUGUCGCAGUUGUCGUUACAGAUGAUCAAGAUAACGUACUUUAUCCAUCUAUGAAGUACCAUGUCAAUCACGGAUUCUUUAAUGUAUCAGGAUACAACGCCAAUUCUCCCUACCUCAUCUACAACGCAACAAGUCACACUGUUCACAAAGGACAAGAGAUGAGAUUGCAUUAUGGUGAAGCUCUGUUAAGUUCCUACAGCUCUAACAACAGUGGUGAAUCAUGUGCAGAUAUUUAUGCGAAAUUGUGUGACGAAUAAUGAUUUGUGAAUGCAAUUCUCUUAAGCCUGAACUAUGAAAUAAGGUUCCUGUGUGGUAGAACACUAUUGGCGAGAUGCGGUGAGUUUUCUUCUUAAACUUUUAAUGAAGGAGAACUGUUAUUGAUUUUAAUGACUUUUCAUGAUAAACCUUUUAUGUUAACUUUCUAUGUGGACGUAUCAACACAAAUUUAAAAGAAGUUA